AUGGUGCAACCAGCAAGGAUUGAGACUACCCACUUGAAGGAAGAACAACUCUUCCUACUCCAGUUGGUCACCAGCAAGGAACAGAGGUUCAAUGCUUUGCUAUUUCAGAGGUGGACAGCAAUAGCAUUCAAAAUCUUGCAAGAGAAUUGUUACUUUGUUAAGAGGAGUAAGUGUGCCUUUGCUGCAGCUGCUGUGGAUUACUUAGGUCACAUUAUCAAGCAUGGCACGGUUUCCACAGAUCCACAAAAGAUAGAAGCUGUGGUCAAUUGGCCCACUCCUAGCAACAUUAAACAACUUAGAGGAUUCUUGGGGUUAACUGGAUAUUACAGGAGGUUUAUCAAGGGGUAUGGUGACUUGGCUAGAACUCUAACCUUAUUACUACAAAAGAAUGCCUUUCAGUGGUCAGAUUCAGCAACUCAAGCCUUCCAAACACUUAAAGAUGCUCUUACUUCAGCUCCUGUUCUUAGGCUUCCAGAUUUCUCUAAGGAAUUCAUAGUGGAAACUGAUGCAUGUGGCACUGGAAUUGGGGCUGUAUUGAUGCAAGAAGGAUAG
Molecule: messenger RNA, 552 nt
Organism: Neltuma alba
Lineage: Eukaryota; Viridiplantae; Streptophyta; Magnoliopsida; Fabales; Fabaceae
Exons: 2
Coding region: 1-552 (183 amino acids)
Source: RefSeq, a predicted model, not a curated record